UGGGUAAAGAGCAACAUACUCAGAAAAUAGUAUCCUACUAUAAACAGGGAAUAUUCUUGACUUGAGCUUGCCACAAGUAGCUUUGUACAUAACAAUAGACGGCCAUCAUCCAAAAUUCCAGAGCAGUAGAGACUUGCCUAUCUUCCAGAAUAAAUGUAUACAGUCCGGUCCUCUGGAGUCUUUUGCUUGAAUCGCCGUUGUUGAGGUGUUCUUUCUAAUCAGCCAGCGGCCUCCGUUGGAAAGAAUUUAAAAUUCAAUUGGAUGAAGUAGAUAUUUGGUGCUGCCUGUCGAUUACCACGGAAUCCCAAGCUUUUCAUCUCAGGAAUUACAAUCAUUAGAAGGUGGCAAUAGUGAUGUUGGAACAACGACGAUCAACAUAACAGGUAUCAACAGAAGAAGCUCAUCAAUCCAUGGUUGACAUUGGAUCGACUGGACCCUGAACCACAAUUUUUCAGUAGUGACAUUCUAUUGAAUUUAUUAUUUAUCAAUGAGUUCGGUUUUGUGUAUUGCAAGUUCAAUGUAGAUAAUGUUGUGUAAUUUGGUUGUAAUCGUUUGGUGAUUUUAUCACUUAAACGGUUUGACCUGAAGUGCUAAACUCAAUAUCAAAUAUAGGCGAAACCAUUUCUUCUCUUUUUUGAACAUCGCUUGAGUUUUACUUGAGCCGAUUUUCAUAAAAAAUCUACACGCUUUGCACAUUCAUAUAAUUUAGGAACUGUUUCAUUUUGAUUCAUUGCUAUAUUAGUAGGAACGAAUAUGAAUAGUAUCAAUAUGAAUAUGAAUAUGAUGAAUAUGGGUGGUAUGGGCAUGAAUAUGGGUAUGAAUAUGAAUAUGGGAAUGAAUAUGAAUAAUAUGCCUAAUAUGAGUAUGAAUAUUCCAAAAUCUUCACUAGAAGAUAUUUCUAACUCUUUCAAAGAGAAAAAGAAAAGAAAGCCUAAAAACAGUAAUAAUCCUGGAAUGAGUAAGAAAAGCAAUGGCCCUGGAAAGGGGAAAAAGGGUGCCGCAGCGGCUAAAAAAGCCAACAGCUCUGCAGCAAGUAAAGAAGGUGAGGAAAAAGAAUCGAAACAUAAAUUUAAGCAUAUUAAAACUUUGGAGAAGGAUACUGUGUUGAACGUGGUGGAAUAUUUUCGAAAAGCCAACCCUGAUAAAAGUGUGGACUUUGCGAUGGGCAAAGCAGGUGAAGCAACGGGCAUCAGCAAGCGCUCUGUCUACAGAUUGAGAGCUGAACAACUGAAAAAAGGAGACGGUAAAACACCUCCCAAGAAAGGAAAGAAGAAAUAUUUGAAUAAAAACAGCCGAGCAGUGAAGUAUGAUUUCUUUACAAUUAGUGGCAUAAGGAAAAUUGUGCAUUCAUUAUUCAAAAGAAACAUCCCUCCCACCUUAAAACAAGUUUUGCUUAAGGUCAAUGCAGAUACUACUUUAGAAAAUUUCAAGAAGCUUGCAUUGUAUCGGUUACUUCUUGAUUCAGGAUUCACGUUUAUGAAGAAUAACAAAAAAUCGUUAAUGGUUGAGAAAGAUGAUUUGAUCAUAUCUAGACAUGCUUAUUUGAGGGAAAUCAAAGGAAGUUUAAAAUUCAAGACGCCGAUUGUUUACAUCGGAGAAACGUAUGUGUAUGUUGGCCAGGACGCGCAGAGAGACGUGGUGGUGCCUACCACCUCAACCUCAAUUCCAAACGAUGCUGUUUUACCUGGAUGCAAAUUUCGGCCAAAAGACUUUGCCGAUAAAGGACCUCGCUAUGUCAUUGUUCAUGCUGCGACGAAACAAGGAUUUUUGAAGAAAGCAAAACUGAUGUACCUGGCCCAGAACAUCAAAGACUUUCAUCCCAGUUCAUCAACGUUUGAAAAAUGGUUCAAGGAACAACUGUUGCCGAAUCUUCAGCCCAAUUCAAUAAUUGUUUUCGAUAGUGGCAUCUACAAUGCAACCACCAGUCAUGUUCCGAAUGCAAAAAGUUCGAAAGAAGAACUCAAAUUUUGGUUGAUUUCGAAAAAUGUUCAUCUUCCUGAAGAUAGUCUAAUUAGGGAACUGGUAAAUGAAGUGGACAAAGUGAAACAUUUGUAUUGCACAAGUAUGGUGGAUGAGAUGGCAAGGUACCAUGGCUUCAGGAUUGUCAAGCUCCCACCUCAACAUUCCGAACUCAAUCCCAUAGAGUUCGCCUUCAACCAAGUUAAGGAGAUAAUUGCUGUGCAAGCUUCCCAGACCAGAGAGGAAAUCACCACUCGUACCAUUGAUCAGGCAUUUGAGGCGGUUACUGCACAAAAUUGGAGAAACUUUUUCAAAUAUGUAGAAAAGACUGAACAGACAAUGUGGGAUGUUGAUAACAUACAGGACAAUGUGGAGCCCUUGAUGAGUCAACUGACGCCUUCAUCAGACGACGACGACUCUUCUGAUGAAGAAUCAGUCACUCCUCAAGCUACUCCAGGUAGAAAGCGUAAGAAUAAGAAUAUGAUGAUGCCUGAUGCACUUCAGCAGCAGCAGCAGCAUCAACAGCAGCAGCAGCAGCAGCAUCAGCAUAAGCUAAUGCAUGAUGCUCACCAACAUAAGCUGAUGAGUUUUGCCAACAAUGCUGUUCAGAACAUGCAGAACACAGGUGCGGGACAGAUGCUGCUGCCACAACUCCCACAAAUCCCACAAAUCUCUCAAAUCCCACAAAUCCCCCAACUCUCUCAUCUUCAACAAAUCCCGCAACUCCCACAACUCCCACAUCAUUAAUCACUAUCAAAAUAUUCAACAUUUCAUGUUUCUCGUUUUUGAAUCAAACAUGUUAUAGAGUCAAAGUAUUUUUAUCAGGCAAAUUUGAAACUGAUCCCUUGAAAAUGUUCAGUUUCAUUGAAGCGUGAUGCAAAUCAGUUAGGG
This is a messenger RNA of Nilaparvata lugens (brown planthopper), 2850 nucleotides long. RefSeq lists its product as uncharacterized. Gene Ontology annotation, molecular function: nucleic acid binding. The transcript has 3 exons. The coding region runs from base 754 to 2706 and encodes 650 amino acids. NCBI's taxonomy places the organism in Eukaryota, Metazoa, Arthropoda, Insecta, Hemiptera, Delphacidae. The record is from RefSeq and is a predicted model, not a curated record.